AUGUUGAGUUUGACCGUGGUUCUGCUGCUGACGUGGACCUUGGGGAGAGCUCAGGAGAGCAUCUCUUGGGAGGUCCAGCGCUACGAUGGCUGGUACAACAACCUGCAGCACCACGACCGCGGCUCGGUGGGUGUCAGGUUGCUGCGUCUCCUGCCAGCCAACUACAGGGACGGUGUCUACCAGGCGCUGCAGGAGCCCCAGGUGCCCAACGCUCGCCAGCUCAGCAACGCGGUGGCACGGGGACCCUCCGGGCUGCCCUCCCACAGAAACACCACCGUGCUGGCUGUCUUCUUUGGUUUCCACGUGCUCUCAGACAUCCUGGGGAUAGAGCAAACUGGCUGCCCUGCUGAGUUCCUGAACAUCCACAUCCCACCCGGAGACCCGGUGUUCGACCCUGCAGGCACUGGGGACGUGGUCCUGCCCUUCCAGCGCAUCCACUGGGCCACUGAGACUGGGCACAGCCCCAACAGCCCCCGGGAACAGAUCAACAAGGUGACGGGCUGGCUGGACGGCAGCUCCAUCUAUGGCUCCUCCCACUCCUGGAGUGACGCCCUGAGGACUUUCUCACGGGGACAACUGGCGUCAGGACCCGGGGGGCUCCUCCCCAGGGAGACCGAUGGGAGGGUCCCCAUGUGGAAGGCAUUGGAUCCCUCCACCGGACAGGGUGGUCCCCGGGGGAUCUACGACCUGGGGAGUGCCUGGGGGAAUGAGAACCCCUUCCUGCAGGCCCAGAGCAUUGCCUGGUUCCGGUACCACAACCACCUGGCUGCAAAGUUGGCUGAGACACACCCCAACUGGUCUGAUGAAGACCUUUUCCAGCACGCUCGCAAGUGGGUCAUCGCCACUUUCCAGAGCAUCGUGCUGUAUGAGUGGCUGCCAAUCCUGCUGGGGAGAAGCGUCCCCAAGUAUGAAGGUUACCAGCAGCACCUGGACCCCAGCCUCUCAACAGAGUUCGUGGCAGCUGCAGGGCAGUUCCUGGCCACCAUGGUGCCACCCGGCGUCUACAAGAGAGACUCCAAGUGCCAGUUCUUAAAAGUGUCCGAGUCCGGCACCUCGUUCCUAGCCACGCGGCUCUGCAACAGCUACUGGCGCAGAGAGAGCACCAGGCUGCAGCAGGCAGAGGAUGUGGACAAUCUCCUGCUGGGGAUGAGCUCGCAGAUCGCAGAGCAAGAGGACAACAUUGUGGUGGAAGAUCUCCAAGAUUACUGGUACGGGCCCCUGAAAUACUCCCGCACCGACCACGUGGCCAGCUGGUUCCAGCGCGGGCGGGACCUUGGCCUGCCCACCUACAACCAAGCCCUGGAGCGAUUUCAGAUGAAGCCUCUUCAAAACUGGUCAGAGCUUGCCCCACACCUGGAACAACAGGUCCUGGAGAAGGUUGCUGCCCUGUAUGCCAACAACACAGCUGGGCUGGAGAUGCUCCCUGGGGGCAUGCUGCAGGCUGAUGGCUCCCUCUUCAGUGCCAUCAUCCUGGACCAGUUUGUGCGCCUGCGUGAUGGGGACAGGUUUUGGUUCGAAAACAGCAAGAACGGGCUGUUCACAGAGGAGGAAACUGAGCAGAUCCGUAACAUGACCUUCCAUGAUGUCCUGGUUGCUGUCACCUCUGGAAACUCCACAGUCCUCCAACCCCACGUGUUUGUCUGGAGCCAGGGGGACCCGUGCCCCCAGCCCCAGCAGCUGAGCACUCAACACCUGGCCAACUGCACACCCAUGAUGGUGCUGGACUACUUUGAAGGCAGCGGUGCAGGCUUUGGGAUCAUCAUCGUUGUCCUCUGCUGCCUGCCUUUAGUGACUCUGCUGGUGGCCUGGAUUGUUGCCGUUCUCCGCAAGAGAGAUUUCAAGAAGCUGCAGAAGCAGCAGUGUUCCAGCAUGAGGAGGGAGGUGGCCAGUGAGGCAAUUCCUGCCAUGGAGUGGCAGGGUCCCAAGACAGACAGCUCUCCUGUCUACAUCCUGCUCCAAGCUGACCAAGUGCUCAAAGUGCUGGAUGGGAGAGGGUCUGUGCUCCGGGUCAUCAACCUGAAAGCCCAUCAAAGGGUGGAGGUGCUCAUCUCCAGCAACAAAGGGAACAAAGCUCUGCUCCUGAAGAGCCCCAAAGAGUAUGACCUGGUGCUGCUCUUCAGCAGGGAGGUGGAGAGAAGCAACUUCAUUGGGAAGCUACGAGGCUACCUGGAGGAGAAUGGCCUUGACCUGCAUCUGUCUGAGAUCAAGGAGCAGACCCUGAUGAAAUGGGCAGUCACCCAGGAGCAGAGGAAACAAAUUCUGGAGACUUUCUUCAGGCAUCUGUUUGCUCAGGUGCUGGAAAUCGACAAGUCCAAUGCUGGAGAGCUUGACCUUGCAUCUUCACAGAAGACAAAGGAGUCUCUAACGUGUGAGCUCAGCAGGGCUGAGUUUGCCGAAGCCCUGGGGCUCAAAGCCCACUCUAUGUUUGUGGACUCGAUGUUCUCCCUGGCUGACAAAGAUGGCAAUGGUUACAUCUCUUUCCGGGAAUUCUUGGACAUCUUGGUGGUCUUCAUGAAAGGGUCCCCAGAGGAGAAGUCCAAGGUGAUGUUCAGGAUGUAUGACAUCGAUGAGAAUGGGUUCCUCUCCAAGGAGGAGUUUCUGAGGAUGCUCAGGUCCUUCAUUGAGAUCUCCAACAACUGCCUGUCCAGAGACCAGGCAGAGCAGGCAACCGAGUCCAUGUUUCAGGCCUCGGGAUUUCAGGACAGGGAUGAGCUGACGUGGGAGGAUUUCCAUUACAUGCUGCGGGACCACGACAGCGACCUGCGUCUCACCCAGCUCUGCAUCAAAGGUGUCCCUGAGGUUCUCAAGCAAAAUGUGCACAACCGUGUCUCCUUCAUAACUAGGAAAGAGCCCAAAGGGGCCAUCUCAGAGGAGGAGAAAGACCCAAACCUGGACACCAUAAGCCACUACAUGGAGCCAGAAGGACAAGAACUGAGGAAGAGACCAGGCAGAAGAGCCAAUCAGUACCAGCUGCACGUGUACACUAAAGCCCAGCGGAAGAAGUAUGAGCCGAACAAAGUUCAGCAGAAGAUCCAGGAGUUCAAGCGCUUCGUUGAGAAUUACCGGCGCCACAUUGUCUGUGUGGUCCUCUUCUCUGCCAUCACCAUUGGCCUGUUCGUGGAGAGAGCCUACUACUACGCCUUCGACUCCCCCAGCACGGGAAUUGCACAGACCACCUUUGUGGGGAUCAUCAUUUCCCGGGGAUCAGCCGCUUGCAUCUCCUUCAUGUACUCCUACAUCCUGCUCACCAUGUGCCGCAACCUCAUCACCGUCCUGCGGGAGACCUUCCUUAACUGCUACAUCCCCUUCGAUGCUGCCGUGGACUUCCACCGCUGGGUUGCCAUGGCAGCCCUCAUCUUCUCAGUGCUCCACACUGCAGGUCACAUAGUGAACGUCUACAUCUUCUCAGUCACACCUCUCAGUGUGUUGUCCUGCCUCUUUUCCAGUGUCUUUGUGGAUGAUGGGUCCCAGCUCCCACAGAAGUAUUAUUGGUGGUUCUUCCAGACUAUUCCAGGCAUGACAGGAGUGCUGCUGCUUGUCAUCCUGGCUGUGAUGUAUGUGUUCGCCACCCACCACUUCCGACGUGUCAGCUUCCAGGGCUUCUGGAUCACCCACCACCUCUACAUGCUGCUCUACAUCCUGAUCAUCAUCCAUGGCAGCUACGCGCUGAUCCAGCAGCCCCGCUUCCACAUCUACUUCAUCAUCCCAGCUCUCAUCUACGGUGCUGACAAGCUGCUCAGCCUGAGCAGGAAGAAAGUAGAGAUCAGUGUGGUGAAAGCUGAGCUCCUGCCCUCAGGUGUCACCCACCUCCAGUUCCAGCGGCCGCAGGACUUUGACUACAAGUCCGGGCAGUGGGUGCGCAUCGCCUGCAUGGCCCUGGGCACCACCGAGUACCACCCCUUCACCCUGACCUCGGCACCCCAUGAGGACACCCUGAGCCUGCACAUCCGGGCCGUGGGGCCUUGGACCACCCGCCUGCGGGAGCUCUACUCCCCAGAGAGCCUGGCCCUCACUGGCAAGCUGCCCAAGCUCUAUCUGGAUGGGCCCUUUGGGGAGGGCCACCAGGAGUGGAACAAGUUCGAGGUGUCGGUGCUGGUGGGAGGAGGCAUCGGGGUGACACCAUUCGCAUCCAUCCUCAAGGAUCUGGUCUUCAAGUCAUCCAUAAACUCCAAGGUGCUGUGUAAGAAGAUCUACUUCAUCUGGGUGACACGCACCCAGCGGCAGUUUGAGUGGCUGGCAGACAUCAUCCGUGAGGUGGAGGAGACAGACAGGAACGACUUGGUCUCUGUGCACAUCUACAUCACGCAGCUGGCCGAGAAGUUCGACCUGCGCACCACCAUGCUGUACAUCUGUGAGCGGCACUUCCAGAAGGUGCUGAACAGGAGCCUGUUCACGGGGCUGCGCUCCAUCACCCACUUCGGGCGCCCACCCUUUGUCCCCUUCUUCAACUCACUGCAGGAGGUGCACCCUGAGGUCCAGAAGAUUGGGGUGUUCAGCUGUGGCCCACCUGGGAUGACGAAGAAUGUGGAAAAGGCUUGUCAGCAGCUGAACAAAAAGGACCAGGCCUACUUUGCACAUCACUAUGAGAAUUUUUGA
Chaetura pelagica (chimney swift) is the source of this 4596-nucleotide messenger RNA. It is a transcript of the gene DUOX2, whose product is annotated as dual oxidase 2. Lineage: Eukaryota; Metazoa; Chordata; Aves; Apodiformes; Apodidae. The record is from RefSeq and is a predicted model, not a curated record. Gene Ontology annotation, cellular component: NADPH oxidase complex; plasma membrane. The transcript is spliced from 33 exons. Gene Ontology annotation, molecular function: heme binding; calcium ion binding; peroxidase activity. Gene Ontology annotation, biological process: response to oxidative stress; defense response; superoxide anion generation. Bases 1 to 4596 code for a protein of 1531 amino acids.